Molecule: messenger RNA, 1401 nt
Organism: Truncatella angustata
Lineage: Eukaryota; Fungi; Ascomycota; Sordariomycetes; Amphisphaeriales; Sporocadaceae
Product: putative integral membrane protein
Exons: 1
Coding region: 287-967 (226 amino acids)
Source: RefSeq, a predicted model, not a curated record
GCCACCAUGCCACGAGCGACUUCCUCAUUCUGAUGUGAUCUUCAUCAAGGGUCUGGCUCGACGCGUCGUCACGGAAGAGAUCAUUAACUUCACACCAGCGGCCGUGCAAUUGAAUCUGACAGGUCGCAUUCGAGGUUUUUCUCAUUUCGCCGACUGACUUUGGGCCAAUCAGCGAUCCUUCCGUAGCCUUGAGACAAACGCAAGGAGUCGUGUGUGAUUCUUCCCCCGCAUUGCACAUCAACGCCGCGUCCGCGAUACCUUGUAGGCUGUGCGCAAUACCCACAGCAUGGCCGACACAGACGCCGCGGCCAAAGAAGCGGCCAUCAAGGCGCGGGUCGUCGCGCACAUGAACAAGGACCACGCUGGCGAGCUGGAGCUCUACCUGCGCGCCUUCAACGGCCUCCCGGCCUCGGCCGCCGCCAGGCCCCAGAUCACGGACAUGUCGCUCGGUGCCCUGACCAUCAGGUCGGCGUCCGGCACCCACACCGUCGCCAUCGACCCCCCGCUGCCCAACUGGGGCGCGUCUCGGGUCAAGCUGGUCGAGAUGGCGCAGACGGCCUUGACCAAGCUGGGCCUGAGCGAUAUCAAGAUCGACCGGUACGCGCCGCCUGCGGGGCUCGAUCUCGUCGUCUUCUUCGGUAUCGGCCUGUACGUCGUCUGUGCCGCGACCUUGGGCUUCGUGAGACCGGGAACGGCGCCCUGGAAUCUCCUGGACGCGUUCUUCCCGUUCGGGGCCGAGGGGUAUCGGUGGCUGGUCAAGGCCAUCUUCGUCCCGUUCGUCGUGAUCCAUGUCACCGAGUCCUGGUGGAUGGCGAGCACCAGGUUGGAGAAGCACCGCGUGCCGAAGGGCGGGAAGGUCUGGUGGCUUUGGACGAUUUCUCCCUCCCUUGAGGGUGUCAUGGCUUUCAAGAGGUUCGAUAGACUCGUCGAAACCGAGAGGAAGAAGAAGGACGCCGCGAAGCAUUAGGUCAUUCUAUGCCUACGGCGGAAGAACUAGAUGUAAGAAAUCCUGCGUAUGCUUCUGCUGAAAACGGAUAUGGGCUUUAAUCAUGGCUCUCUGAGACACUCGAUCCUACAAGAGAACCACGUUGUGUAUAAGCCCUCCAGGGCCAUUUUUUACAAGCUUGUACCGUUGCCUCAUGAAUACGGCGGUGGCUAAACACUAAUACUUCUUUUUUUUUUCUUUUGGUACUGCAACAAGAAUGGCAAGGUAUCUACACAUUCAGUCCUCGAAUGAUCAGAGGAUAGUCUCUAGGGAAAGGCGCAGCAUAGAGGUAUCAUAGAAGUCACUUUUAUCGCUGCCAAUCAUGGCGUCGAUGCCUUUAGUAGGGAGUCUACUCGUCAGUAGCGACCUAUACAAGAGAAAGUAUCCCAACUUUGGCGUCUCUGAGCGACUGGUAU